Molecule: messenger RNA, 1189 nt
Organism: Ananas comosus (pineapple)
Lineage: Eukaryota; Viridiplantae; Streptophyta; Magnoliopsida; Poales; Bromeliaceae
Exons: 2
Coding region: 103-864 (253 amino acids)
Biological process (GO): endomembrane system organization
Source: RefSeq, a predicted model, not a curated record
CAUCCCCUCCAUCACAUUCCAAAACAUAUCAUCAAAUCCCUUCAAUUAAAUUAAGUCCCUUCUUUCUCAUUUCUCUCUCUCUUUCUACAAAGAAAAAAAAAAAUGUACUACACAAGAAGGAGGUCCAAAAGAACCACCAAAGAAGACCCACCCUUAACACCUUCACAACCACCUCCAACAGUACAAGAAGAAUCACAAGAAGUGAUAGAGGAGAAUAUUAAGGAGAUGAAUAAGAGAGAUCUCAUAGAGAAGGACUUGUCAUUUCCUACUACACUAACCCGAGAAGCUCCCCCGACGCUCCCCCAGCAGGCGCUGCUGUCGCAGGCACUGACGAACACGGCGACCCUGGCGAAGCUCCUCCCGUCGGGCACCCUCCUCGCCUUCCAACUCCUCACCCCGGUAUUCACGCACAACGGUGUGUGCGACACCGCCACCCGCAGCAUGACGCAGGCCCUCCUCGCCCUCCUGGCCUUCUCCUGCAUCCUCGCCUGCUUCACCGACAGCUUCCGCUCACCCGAUGGCCGCCUCUUUUAUGGCCUUGCCACUCCACAUGGUAUGUGGCUCUUCGAUCCUUCCGCCAUCACUGCAGCCGACCAGAUCCCCGACAUGUGCAAGUACAAGCUCCGCGCGAUCGACUUUGUCCAUGCGGCGCUGUCAGCGGCGGUGUUCGUGUGCGUGGCCCUGCGCGACAAGAACGUGGUGGGCUGCUUCUACCCGCAGCCGGAGAGGGAGACGCAGGAGGUGCUGGACAUACUCCCCCUGGGGGUCGGAGUCAUCUGCAGCUUGCUCUUUAUGGUGUUUCCUACAAGAAGGCACGGAGUUGGCCAUCCUGUGAGCCCUGGAUCACUAAGUUCACAGAAUUAGGGUUUCUUUCUCUCUCCCUCUCCUGUAUAUACAGUUGUUGUUUUAUUUAACAGAUCGAGCUGCAUGAAACAAAAAUUUUGUGGAGAGUAUCCUGAUUACAGUGAGAUCGUCGCAUCUGCCGUUUAUUAAGAUUAGAGCGUUGUACAUGGUGAAUGCCAGAUUAGACAAUCUCGCCGUGGAAAUGGUCCCUACAAAAUUUUUGCAUGGUGAUCGAUUAGUGGCUAACAUAUUUGUUGAUUCAAUUUGUAAUUAUUUAACUCAUUCUUCUUUGGUUCUCAUGAUGUAAAUCUCAGUGGAACCAAUGGCCAUGUGCAUCAUUUGAUCG